CAUUGUCAACACUGCACGAGUUUCACCUUGUUGUCAACCCGCCGAGACUCACAGAAAAAGGCGACCCGACGACGACGACACCGAGUAGGCCCAUCAUGCCCAAAUAUUGUUCGGUGCCAAAUUGUAAAAAUGACUCGACGAGCGGCAGCGACCGAAAAAGCUUUUACAAAUUCCCCCUUCAUGAUCCUGAGCGGCUGCAGGUGUGGCUGGGAAACAUCGGUCGUGACAACUGGACCCCCUCUCGACACCAGUAUAUCUGCCAUGAACACUUUGCGCCAACGUGCUUCAAGGUACGCUGGGGGAUUCGCUACCUUGAGAGUGACGCUGUGCCCACCGUCUUCCGCAGAGUCGAGAAACGCAAAGUGAUGGAUGACAAUGAGAAGAAAGCCAAAGUGUUUCGCAGGAAAGCCGUGUUAGUGGAGGAACCCAGUCAGUGGGCUGUUGUGGGAGGGUCAAACACAGCCGCAAACCUCCCCUACCUACCUACACUACCUACCAUAGCCUCCUUAACGCAGCCGGUGGACCAGCACAAUGAAGGCAAGGUAGUUCUGCUGCCUGAUGACCGCCAAGAGGAGCUGCUGGGCGCCUUUCUCACGCCCGCCCAUAGACUUACGGUACAAGAGUUGCCCGCGGAGGAUCCGUGCGAAAGUCAGGUCGUCGCCUACUUUGAGUCCAUACCAAGCGUCUUCCCCGGCCACCUGCUGGUCUCCUCGGACACGAUGCUGUCGUCCGCUCUCAGCCCCGAGCCUAUCCCGUCUACGCUGCCUAUCGUGUCCAAGCACGCACCGCCGCCGUCGAAGCCCCUCGCACUGGAGGCAGACGGAGGCUACGACCAGCAGGAUGAUGAUGAUGACGAUGCAGAGAGCCAGGACCACCAACUGGAGGAACACUGCUACCACAAGCACCGUCUGAGCAAGGAGCAGCUGGAGGUCGUCGUGGCCGAACUGCAGAAGAAGGUGAAGGUCCUGCAGCAGAGGCACCGGCGCCACCUGGACAAACUGCUGGGCCUGGAGAACACCGUGAGUCAGCUGAGGCAGAAAAGCAUGAUGACUGAAGAGAGACUGCAGCUCCUGGAGAGGGCUUACAUCCAGAGCAGCGCCAGCAUGAGUAACACUGGAGAGACUGUCGCCAUCAUCUACGAGGAAAAUGACGCAGCGUAUUUCUACACCCUCAGCGAUGGCGAGGAAAAGCUGUGAAGGCCACGUCUGAGUGCCACAAAAGUUUUUUUUUGUUUUUUUUUGUCAUUAAUAUAAAUGUUUGUCACAUUGAUUUGCACUAUUGCGGAUGAUAACGGGAGAGUUCUCAAUUUUUUUUUAAGGUUUUCAACCCCAUUUUCCUGCAGCUACAUUUUGUUUCACCCAGUUAAGUGUCUUUGUUUGUUAUAACAGAAAUCAUAUUAAAAAUAAAUUUCA
Messenger RNA from Phycodurus eques (leafy seadragon), 1412 nucleotides. Its product is annotated as THAP domain-containing protein 5-like. Bases 96 to 1196 code for a protein of 366 amino acids. The record is from RefSeq and is a predicted model, not a curated record. The transcript is spliced from 5 exons. Lineage: Eukaryota; Metazoa; Chordata; Actinopteri; Syngnathiformes; Syngnathidae.